Messenger RNA from Acanthamoeba castellanii str. Neff, 1110 nucleotides. Its product is annotated as DEAD/DEAH box helicase/helicase conserved Cterminal domain containing protein. Gene Ontology annotation, cellular component: catalytic step 2 spliceosome; nucleolus. The transcript is spliced from 3 exons. The record is from RefSeq and is a predicted model, not a curated record. Gene Ontology annotation, molecular function: mRNA binding; RNA helicase activity; ATP binding. NCBI's taxonomy places the organism in Eukaryota, Discosea, Longamoebia, Acanthamoebidae. Bases 1 to 1110 code for a protein of 369 amino acids.
AUGGGACUCAAGGAGCCUCUCCUUCGCGGCAUCUACGGUUUCGGUUUCGAGAAGCCCUCGGCCAUUCAGCAGCGUGCGAUCGGCCAAGUGAUCAAGGGUCGCGAUGUCAUCGCUCAGGCCCAGUCGGGCACGGGUAAGACGGCCACGUUCUCGAUCAGCGCUCUCCAGCGCAUCGACACCACCUCCAAGGAGCCGCAGGCCCUCAUCCUGUCGCCCACCCGCGAGUUGGCCUCCCAGAUCCAGAAGGUCGUCUACUCGCUCGGCAGCUUCAUGAAUGUCAAGUGCCACGUCUGCAUCGGCGGCACUAACAUCGGCGAGGACACCCGCAAGCUCGAGGCUGGCGCCCAGAUUGUGAGCGGCACCCCCGGUCGCGUCUUCGACAUGAUCCGCAGGCGCAGCUUGCGCACGAGGAGCAUCAAGAUGCUCAUCCUCGACGAAGCUGACGAGAUGCUGAGCCGAGGCUUCAAGGAACAGAUCUACGACGUCUACCGGCAUCUGCCUCCUGCCACUCAGGUCGUGCUGGUUUCGGCCACUCUGCCGCACGAGGUGCUGGAGAUGACGACCAAAUUCAUGAACGAUCCGAUCAGAAUUCUGGUCAAGCGCGAUGAAUUGACGCUCGAGGGCAUCAAGCAGUUCUUCGUGGCCGUGGAGAAGGAGGAAUGGAAGUUCGAGACCCUGUGUGAUCUCUACGACACCCUCACGAUCACGCAAGCCGUCAUCUUCUGUAACACGAGGAGGAAGGUCGAUUGGCUGACGGAGAAGAUGCGCAAGGUGAACUUCACCGUCGUCGCCAUGCACGGCGCGAUGGAACAGAGCGAGCGCGACGAAAUCAUGACUCAAUUCCGAGCUGGCGAUGCGCGUGUGCUCAUCACGACGGACAUCUGGGCGCGAGGUAUCGACGUGUCGCAGGUCUCGCUCGUCAUCAACUACGAUCUCCCCAACGAUCGUGAGCUGUACCUCCACAGGAUCGGCCGCAGCGGUCGUUUCGGACGCAAGGGCGUGGCCAUCAACUUUGUAAAGAACGACGACAUCCGUAUCCUCCGCGACAUCGAGCAGUUCUACUCGACGCAGAUCGACGAGAUGCCCAUGAACGUGGCCGAGCUCAUCUAA